Messenger RNA from Amphibalanus amphitrite, 1416 nucleotides. Its product is annotated as MFS-type transporter SLC18B1-like. Gene Ontology annotation, molecular function: transmembrane transporter activity. Gene Ontology annotation, biological process: transmembrane transport. The record is from RefSeq and is a predicted model, not a curated record. NCBI's taxonomy places the organism in Eukaryota, Metazoa, Arthropoda, Thecostraca, Balanomorpha, Balanidae. The transcript has a single exon. The coding region runs from base 1 to 1416 and encodes 471 amino acids.
AUGGUCCGACCCCGGCAUCCCUCGACUUCCAUCGGCGACACAGCCUGGCUGCUGGAGAGCGCCAGCGAUCACCUGGCGCCUCCGGCCAGCCAGGAGUCGGACCCGCUCGCAGCAGGGGCUGGGGAUGGCGAACAGAUUGACGAAGACUCGGCCGCACGGCUCACCGGCCGACAGAAGCGCAUCCUGGGCGGCCUGUCCUUGGGCGGCCUGCUGGCCGGCUGCUGCAUCGCCAUCAUGAUCCCGUUCUUCCCGCACGAAGCGCAGCGGCGCGGCCUGCCACAGACCUACUCGGGUGCCGUGUUCAGUUGCUACGCGCUGGCGCAACUGCUGGCGUUUCCAGUGAUGGGUCGAUUGGCUCCUCGGGUCGGUGUUUCAAGACUCUAUAACGUCGGUCUGGCGACUGCAGGAGUGACGACUACUGUGUUUGGAACACUACCACACAUCCAGGACUCGAUGGCGUUCAUCGGUGCUUGUUUCGCGUGUCGUGCUCUGGAGGCGGUCGGAACGGCGGCCAUGCACACGGCUGCUAGAGCCAUCAUCAUCAACCAGUUUCCACGGAGCCCGAACACGGCUAUGAGUAUCUCGGAGACCCUGGCCGGUCUGGGCCUGUCGCUGGGCCCGGCGCUUGGCGGCGGCCUGUACCAGCUGGGCGGCUACGGCACGCCGUUCUACACCCUGGGAGGUCUGAUGCUCGUCUCCUCUGCCACCAACCUGUGGCUGAUGCCGUCCGUGCGGGAGGACACCCUGCCGGCAGCGGGGGCGCCGCGGCGCGGCCCGCCCGGCGCGCGGCUCCUCCGCUUCCUCAGCGCCGCAGAGAACUGGCUCUGCUGCUCCGUGGUGCUGGUGGUGGCGAUGUACGUCACCGCACUCGACCCCAACAUCGAGCCGUACGUUCGCGUCGCGCUGGGAGUCACCCCUGCCGAGCUGGGCCUCUUCUUCCUGGUCUCUGCCGGCUGUUACACGGCCGCCAGCCUGGUCUGGGGCCGUCUCUCCGACAACAUCUCCAACACGUACGUGCUGACGGCGCCGUGCCUGCUGGUGGGCGCCGUCGGCAUCCUGCUGAUCCCGCCGUCGCCGCUGCUGGUGGGCCUGCAGCCCGUCUGGUGGCUCACCAUGCUCGGUAUGGUGGUGAGGGAGAUGACCACGGGUGGCGCGUUCAUCCCUAUCAUGCACAGGAUGGUGCGAGUGUGUGUCGCUCACGGCAUGGAGAACAACCUGUCCACGCAGGCGUUCGUGUCGGCCGUCUUCGGCGCCGUGUUCUCCAUCGGUAACGUGGUCGGACCGACGCUGGGAGGCUACAUCACUGACCUGUACGGCUUCCCGGUGGCUGCCACCGGUCUAGCUGGAUUCGGCGUGCUCGUGGCGAUCGCCUGUGUUGUAGGGGCAGUGGUGACGCGCAACUCACUGCCCAAGUGA